This is a messenger RNA of Artibeus jamaicensis (Jamaican fruit-eating bat), 1590 nucleotides long. It is a transcript of the gene CD72, whose product is annotated as CD72 molecule. Bases 164 to 1249 code for a protein of 361 amino acids. Gene Ontology annotation, molecular function: transmembrane signaling receptor activity. The transcript has 9 exons. Gene Ontology annotation, cellular component: plasma membrane. NCBI's taxonomy places the organism in Eukaryota, Metazoa, Chordata, Mammalia, Chiroptera, Phyllostomidae. The record is from RefSeq and is a predicted model, not a curated record.
UCUUUUGUGACUUGAAGUCACAGGACAAAGCACAAGCACUAAGCCUUACAGUCAGAGAGGAAACACAGCUGAAGAGUGUGGACGGCACAGCAGGGAGAGCGGAAAGGGAACCCUGGUGCCAGUGGAAGGAGGGGAGACAGGUGGGGCAGAGGUCCCCAGGACCAUGGCUGAGUCUGUCACCUACGCGGACCUGCGGUUUGUGAAGGCUCCUCUGAAGAAGAGAAUCUCCAGCCAUUUGGGGCAGGAUCCAGAGGCUGACGAUGACGGGGAACUCACCUAUGAGAAUGUCCAAGUGGCCCCGAUCUCAGGGGGAGCGUCAAGCCUGGCUUCCUCUGGACCAGGAGACAAAGCUGGUCUUCAGUCCCAGCCGCCAACUGCGCCUUGGAGCCCCGUGACGUCAUCGGCAGCCAGGCGUCUCUUGGUCUGCCGUUCAGCCUUCUCGAAAUACCUCCUGGGCCUGCUCCUCACCUGCCUGCUGUUAGGGAUGGCUGCUGUCUCCCUGGGAGUGCGCUAUCUGCAGGUGUCUCAGCAGCUCCAGCACAUGAACAGGGUUCUGGAAGCCACUAACAGCAGUUUGAGGCAGCAGCUCCACCUGAAGAUCUCCCAGCUGGGGCAGAGGGAACAGGAUCUGCAGGGGUCCAGGAAGGAGCUGGCCCAGAGUCUGGAAGCACUACAGGUGGAACAGAAGGAUUGCCAGGCUGUGAAGGAGCAGUUACAGGCCUGCCAGUCCGACGGCACGGCAACAAAGGAGACCUUGCAAAGGGAGGAGGAACAGAGGAGGACGCUGGAGGAGAGGCUGAAUAGCAUGCGGGACACACUGAGACCCUUCUUCACAGGCACACCAGACACCUGCUGUCCCGUGGGAUGGUCCCUGAUGGAGAAGAAAUGCUUUCACAUCUCACUUGUUAAGAGAAGUUGGGAGGAGAGCAAAAGCUAUUGUAAUACUCUGUCCUCCAGCCUGGCCACAGUUAGUGAAUAUGACUAUUAUGCAGGUUAUCAUUAUCGGCAGGGCAGCUUAUCUAAGGUGUUGGAAGAAGUUCCUCAGCCUGAUUCAUAUUGGAUUGACAUCAAGUUAAAGGACCAGAGAUGGGUGGAUGGCAAAAGAGGCCAUGGGUAUAAUUCUCAAAACCAACAAUGUCCCAGGGUACACUACAAGACACGAUACAGAUGGACAGGAUACCAGGAGUGUACUAGUUCCCUUCCCUGCGUCUGUGAGAGGGAAGUUGUUAAGUGUCCAGAUCAGAUCUGAGCUAAAUACAGCAGCAGGAGCCUGUGCCCCUCGUCCCUGACUUGUAGGCACGAGUCCUCUGAUGAUCUCCCUCCAGCGUUCCCGCGCUCUGCGGGGACAGUGCCUGGCCAAGGACUGAUGUAGCCCAACACUUCCAAGCAGCCUGCUGCCUGCUUGAAAUCCUGCCCCAGAAACUGGACUAUUCCUGGGAAAAGGGUGCAGAAACCUCUAGAAGAGAUUUUGGCCUCCUCAAGAACCUCCCAUAGUGGAAUGGGGGGGUCAGGGGAGGAGGGCGCAUGGCCUGAGUGGAUAGGGGCAGCCCGGAGCCAGCCAGGCAGUUUUAUUGAAAUAUUUUUAAAUAA